AUGUCUUCGGUUCCUCCAUUUUCUCGCCCUCUUAGCGGAGCCACGCGGGAUGUACGCAGUGCCUUAGCUUCUGCUCGACCCCUUAGUGUUGGUGGCCCACGCAAUAACUUUGAAUCUACCUAUAGUGGCCUUUCAAAGGCACAUCGAGUAGCGAGUCUUUUUUCUUCUUCUUCUUCUGUACCUAGGCCGGUAGACUUUGAUUCAGCAGAGGCCCAUGAAGCUAUGUCAGUCUUGCAAAAACUUUUUCUUCCUAUAAUUUUGAGAAGAGUACUUUCUGCACGAAAAAGGGCAAGAUGGUCAACUGAGCGUGGAUUACGAGUGUAUACAGAAGAUUCAAUUGUUCAAACAUUUCGAUCUUCUCAUUCACUUAUGUCCAAUUGGCCAGUAGAAAUACUAAGAAUUUUAGCAGAAGAAGCGAUUUACAAUUAUUUGGAACCAGAAGAAAUUAUUGUUUACACGAGGGAAUGGUAUGUAUCAUGUGGUAUAGUAGUAGUUCUUUAUGGUGAUGUAUAUGAAAAAACUGUAGAAUUAGGAUCACCUACAUCACUAACUGAACGAUACUACACACGUCGACAAUCUGCUCCUGCAAUUUUGUGUGAUCGCGUUGUCCUUUGUAGAGAUGCAUCUCCGACAUGCAUUGCAGCUCGUGGUUAUACAGAUGUAGCUAUAAUACCAGCUCGAUGGGUAUGGGAUGUAAUAAGUAGUUACGUAUUUCAACUAUCUGCAGAAAGUGUACUUGAUUGUCUAAGAUUACAUAUUGUCCCAAUGUGUGAGCAAUUAAUGAGUGAAAAUUAUUAUCCCAUGUCAUUGGUACUUCGUCGAAGUUGGUUAUGGUCGUUAUUUAGUUCAAGUGACAGAGUACGACUUGCCCGAUCUAUGGAGGUAAAAGUUUUUUGUAUAGGUGACACUAUAUUUAAUGAAGGGGAUCAUGAUCCUUACUUGUACAUCAUUCGUCGUGGAACUGUAAAAACAAUAGUUAGGAAAGAACCAAUUAUUGAAUUUGAUGCUGGUGCUUCAUUUGGAGAAAUUAGUGUUAUCUUUGAUGAACCUCGUUGUUGUCACGCUGUUGCGACUACUAUGUGUGAGGUUUAUUGUUUACAUCGAAAAUAUCUUAUGAAACGAUUACGCAGGAAACCGCAAUUAUGUGAGAGUGUUAUUAGAAAAGCCCUUAAACGACGAGAACAAUGGCUUGAAGAUGGAAAAAAACGUGAUAUUAUGGGACUUGCCGCCCUGCUGAGUGGAGUUCCUUGUCUGAGUCAAGCCACUGAACGUGUACGCAUGAAUCUUGCCCUCACGGCCCACGUCCACGUUCUUCCCCCGGGCGUCACUCUCUUCAAGAAGGACUCCCUCUGCGAUCGUCUCUUUGUGGUUGGCCACGGGACGCUGGCGGUCUGCGGGGGGCCGGACGCCGAGACGCUGCGCUCCACGGCGGAAUUUGUGGGCGAAUUGUGCCUCUGCCCGCACUUGUGGCCCGCCGACGUCGUCACCCGCACCUCCGUCGACGGCUGGUCCAUCACCGCGGAGGAGAUUAUGCAGGCACUCUCAACUAUACGUGCCGAUGCCCAGGCCGUCGAUCUCUGUCGACAAGGUAUUGAUCUCUAUCGAGCCCAAAACGGCACAGAAACCACAGAGACUACGGAGAAUGCAGAGACUACGGAAAAUGCAGAGAAUGCACAAGGUACAGAGGAGGCAGAGGAUCCAUCAGGGGGAGGAGUAAAUCCGUCACCACCCGCUACUCGAUCUUCAAGUAUUAAUGUUUUACCUCCACGCACAAAGAGGUUGAUUACCUUAGAUGCAGAUGCAACUCAAAAUGCACCACAUGUAGCGGAAUCACCCUUAUUAAAAGAGGAAACUAUUUUAUCUGACUUUGACUGGAAUAAUUACGCUAUGGAAGAUAAAGAUUUAUCACAACUGGAUGAAGGAAGUGAACCGAUUAAGCGAGAAGAUAGACGACAACUUGAACAUAGUAUUGAAACUGAACUUAAUAGGAGAGCAGGAGAACUUUUAUCAGUACCUGAACAAGAACAUCCAAGUGCUGUAGAUUAUGAUUUUCCUGGAGAAGUAGAUGAAAUUCAACAAAUGUUGGUAGAACAAAUAUUUUUAAUGCCAACUGAACGUCAACCUGGUUUUCUCCGACAAAUUAACAAAAGUAAAGUCACUAUUGUUAUGGAUGAUAGUUUGGAACCAGGUGAAGAACUUUCAUCCGAGACAACCAUUCCAAAUGAUCUCACAUUACCUCAAUAUGUAGUUCCGCCACCUGUUCUUUACACUCUUGAUACCAUUGCAGACGCUUUAGAGAAUAAUCAAGUUCCAACAGAGUCGGAUACUCCUCUUAUAAGUCCAAGAUUUACUUUAGAUCCUACGGUUCAAAAUUCACGACGACGUACGCGUACACCUGAUGUUGGACUAUUACCUCAUUGGCAAACAACUACACAACGUUCUAUGGAGGAUUUGAUGAAUUCAACUUCAAGAUCUCGUCCACAUAGUGGAACAUCUUUAAGAUCUCGACCUGUACGACCAUCUUCUGCUUUUGCACAUCAUAAGCAUUCACCUCCACGUAUUCAAUCUGCUGGAUGUAAUCAUCGAAUGAGUCGAAGUGUUAGUUUUUGCAGCCGAACAAGUGUUUUCGCUAACCCUACAACUCCUAAUCCUUCUGAGGCUACAAGCAUAAGUCUUCAGAAUACUGUUGCGAGUUGGGCCAAGACUAAUAGUAUUGAUCUCACCCAACAAGCAAAAAUUAGUGCUGCAAUGUUUCAAUCAGCAUUGGAUAAAUUUGUAAAACUUGAUGAUCAGAAUUAUUUUCAAGAAAUGGUGCGUGUUUGCUUACCUCCACAAACAGCAGAACAAUGGACUGAAGAAGAUCAAAAUAAUUCUACAAGAGGUAAAGAUGGUUUAGUUUUGUUACUUAUGCAUGUUCGACGUUGUGAUGGUCUUGACAUUAGGGAUAAAAUACAAUCUCCAAUAGUAAAGGUUUCUACAAAUUCACGAGUUCUAACUCGUACACCAGUAAUGCAAGAUCGUGUAAAACCUGUAUGGCCUAUUGAAGUAGCUUCUUUUAUUAGUUUUGUUAGACGAGAUUCUGAGUUACAAUUUACUGUAUGUGAUUCUGAAGAUGAAAGUUUAAUUGCAUAUACUGCUACAUUGGCUACAAGUGAACUAAGAGAAAAUGGAGGUGUGGGUUUACGAUCUUUACGUUUACAUCGAGAUGAUUCAAGUGUAACAUGUACACCUGGUGAAGAAAAUGCCAAUCUUGAAGUUUGUAUGUUAGCUGUUACUGCAUCAAAAUACAGUAGUUUACAUAAACGAGCUUUAGAUGAAAGUGAUGAUGAAAAAUUAUCUGAUGAUAUUAGUACUUUAUAUGUACAAGUAUUAGGUGUAGAAGGUCUUAAACAUCGUAUUGAAGCAGUUAUAGGUGUUUCUGUAGAAACAGAUGGUAAAACAAAAGAAGUUUUGCGUACCCCUAAAAUAACUCCUAAAACACGUACUCCUUUUUGGCCAGGACAAAGUAGUUUUUGCGUUAUCAAAAGUGAUGGAGUUGUUAGUUUUGAUCUUUAUCAUCGUGAUGUUUUUCUAGCAUCAUAUGAUACACCUGCAGAUACUCUUGCUUUUGGUGGAAUUGGUAUUCAUACAUUUCCGUUAAGUCGAGCUCAGGGUGAUGAUGGGGAAAUUUAUGGUAAACUUAAAGUAUCAAUUCUUGGUAUGAAAACUCCAUCAGAUGACGAUGGAGUUGAGGAACGAACAUCUAAAGUUUUAGUUCUUCAUGUGGAUAAUUUUAAAAUGAUAUCAAGUACUGAAGAAGAAUUUACACCAGACCCUUUUGUUAUUGUUCGAGGUCCAAGAGGAGAAGUAAUUUUACGUACACCACUAAGUCUUGGUACUUAUAACGCUACUUGGAAAGAAGAAGAAGCAUCAUGUUUUAUUGUAUGUCCUACACUUACUGGAAGCAGUGCUAUUUAUCGUUUUGAAGUCUAUGAUAAUAAUGAAAGGAAUAAACUUGGUACAUCAGAAUUUUCUGUUUCUAUGAAUGGAACCAGACGUAAUCGUAUGCAAUUUUCAAUUGGAGAUAGAGGUACAUUAACUGUAUUAGCUCAUACUUUUCCUAUUCAAAAAGCUCCUAGACCACCGAAACCAUUGCGUCGAAAUUCUGAUUCUUUUAAUUAUGGAAUGGAUCAGGAUGAUUUUCUUUUAUUAGUUCAUGUAAGUGGAUGUGAUGGUCUUCAAGGUACAGGAUUUGAUGACUUUCAAAUUGAUCCUCUUGUAACUGUGCGUAUUGGGCGAAGACGCAUGGUAGUUGCACCUUUGAUAUCUGGAAGUACAGCACCACGUUGGCCAUAUCCAAAGGCAACUUUCCUUCUUCCUGUUUUACCUAGUAUCCUUACUCAUAUUUCUUUGGAAGUUUGGGAUACGAAUAUAGAGCUUUGUGAUGUUCUUGGUGUGGCUAGAAUUUCUAUUGAGCAACUUUGUCAAACUGGUACACACCGUUUUACACUUCAACCGCACAAGGAUCAAGAAUUUGGUAGACGACAAAAUUUAGGAACUAUAACUGUACAAAGUCGUUUUGGUAAACGAAAUGGAGAAGUUGUUUCUGGUGGAGCUUCAAUCCCCUUCGCCUCUGGAAGUACCCACAGUGCUGGUUUAUUUGAAUCCCGUCUCUUCCACAAUACUGGCAACACCCCCGAUCUCCCUGUCACUCGUGUGCGUGUGCACAUCUCCAGCUGCUGCUGCCUCAAGUCGAGCACGCCGCGGAAGUACGUGCAGGUGACCAUGUCGUGUCUGCAGCAUCUCCUGCUGGAGGUGGAGCGGGAGUGGACGGAGACGGGUUGCCCGGCGUGGUCCCUCGCGGAGGCUCACACCAUCGUGGACCUCCGCGCCAUUUACGGCCGCUCCCUCCGCUUCAUCGUCACCGGCCGCGGGGAUGACGGCGACGCCCCCGUUGGGGCUGCGCUGCUGCCCUUCUCCGCCCUCGUCUCCUCCACGCCGGGCGUCGUCGCCGUCCGCAGUCUCCCACUCAUGGACCCCGCCACGCAGCGCGAGAGUAUCGUCGAGGGACAGGAGCGCAGCAGAAGCGCCAGUGUGGGUGCAGAUAUGCCUAGCAUCACCAUCGCCUUGCUCGCUCUGGACCCCGCGGACUCACCAGGGGUGGAUGGAGAAUAG
Trypanosoma theileri is the source of this 5154-nucleotide messenger RNA. Its product is annotated as putative nucleotide-binding protein. The transcript has a single exon. The record is from RefSeq and is a predicted model, not a curated record. Gene Ontology annotation, molecular function: protein-containing complex binding. Bases 1 to 5154 code for a protein of 1717 amino acids. Lineage: Eukaryota; Euglenozoa; Kinetoplastea; Trypanosomatida; Trypanosomatidae.